AUGUCGAAGAAUUGCUUGACUGGCGAUGCCUUACCGAAUUGGAAAAUUAUUCUAAAGUUGAGCUUUUGUGGGAUUAUCACAGUCGCUGCCGUCCUCGGCAGCUAUUUCGUUCUAAGAGCGUUUCACAAAUUUCGCAACUUGCGAACUGCUUCCAACAACAUUUUGGUGAGUUUGUCUAUCGCCGACGGCUUACUAGCGAUUCCCAUGAUUCUUGAUAUCAUUCGUUUGUUCCUUCAGUUGUAUAAUGUUGGGCAUUGUUCACUUCUUAAAGAAGUAAGUGGAACUGUCACCUUGUUCCUCCUUUCGGUCAUUACUCUUCAUCUUACCUUAAUGAGCUCAGAACGUUUCAUCGCCAUCAGGUUCGCCUUAAGAUACCAUAGCAUAGUGACCAAACGCCGAGCACGGUUCGUUUCCAUCGCGGUGUGGCUGUGGGCUCUGGUCAUUGUUAUAGCUCUUCCAUGGACGCUUAGGACACCAGGCCGCAAAGAUUCCAGAGAAUUUUGCAGAGAGAUGCAUCCAGAUAGUGAUAAAGCCCAAGAGCUCCAAAUGAGAUGGCAUCUUGUAUUCACAGCUGCGUCAAUGUUUCUUGUUCCCCUGUUGAUCAUUAUAUGCUCGUACACCUACAUCUUCAUAGUGUCCUACAAGCAGAGACAACGUGUCAGAAAACAGGGCCGCGACUUUCCAGGAAUGCCAACUAUCAAGCACGAAAUGAAAGGCGCCCGAACUCUCGCCAUUGUUGUGGCGCUGUGUCUGCUCAGUAUCAUUCCUAUCCUUGUUGUGACAUCCCUCCGAGUUUUCUGGGCCAAAUUACUCGCAGGCCACAGCCAUCAAAAGUUACUGCAGCAUAUCGUUUACAAGGUGGCCAUGUUUUUGAACGCUUCAUGCAAUCCUCUCAUAUAUGGAUGGAGAAAUGAGGAAUUCAGAAACGCUUUUCGCAAGAUGCUAAAGUGCUGCUAAGCGAGUUUAGCACAUGAACGCCGUUAGGUAUUGUAGGCCAUAUCCAAGAUUUAAUAUACUUUUCUUUAAGGCAAAUUGGCUAAGUAUCGAGUAACAGACGAUACCAAACUCUCUUUUGCAAGCGAGAACAGCUCAAUUUGGUUUGUACCUUUCGUCUCUUGUCUGCUAAAUUGCUAGACUCAAAUAAAGAGCCCUACGUAGGAACUGUAAUAAUAUAGCGGGGCGAAUGUAAGUUGGUCAAAUUUUGUAACAAGUUUCAUUUUGAGUAAAAAAAAGACUCUGUUCUACGAAUAAGACCUUUUUGUUGCGAGUCUUCCCAAACCGAAUUUACGAAAACGAUCGAGAGCUCCGCAUGGUGGCGCACUGGUUUGCUGAAGAGAUGACCCGAGCAAGAAUCUCAACUGUUUGGGAAGACUCACAAUAAAAAGGUCUUAUUCGUAGAACAGAAACUUCACUAGUACAGGCUAAUGGUAAUAGUUGUAAGGGCCGUGCGAGACACAGCACUAAACACGUUCGAACUCGUGAUUGGCCAGGGAACCACCGCCUGCACACUGCUGAUAAGAAACGGGAAAUGCCUCGAAAUAAAAUGACAUUAUGAUUCCAUCUCCUCAUGAUGUUUGUUUUACAAGGGGCCCAAUGAAGGACAUAAACUGAUAGCUGCGAUUUCGUCAACAUUUUUACUGUCAGCAGAGAAAAGAGGGAUUUUUAACUGAGUGCUGAGACUUGAUCAAAAAAUUAUUGAUACGGGUGAGGAAAACCAACGGCGAUUCCAACACCCCCAUGCACACCCAUUUUAACUCUUAAAUGUUGUAAAAGAAAAAGCUGCGCAAUUUCAUUCGUGCUUAUGCAGAUAGCAUGGUGAAGAAACAAAAUUUGUCCAUAAAAGUUUAGAAUUAAUUUCAAACAUUCCAGUCUCGUGGUAUCAUGCAAUGAAAUACCAUACCCAAAAACAAACCACAAAAACGCAUAUACCGUUUAGGCACACGGUUCAAAGAACAUCUGUUGGGAGCCCCGGGAAGGGGGUGACUUCCAAAUGAAAACGAUGGAAUAUUUGUCGUCUCGCUUAUGAUUGAUCAUGACUGAAACCAAUGUGAUAUCUUUACCCAUAGGGGUAUCAUUGUGGAUUGUGAGUAAAGAAAUGACUAGGUAAAACAAACAAAUGAUUUAUAACAAAGGGAGAACAGUUGUGACAAAAUCGCGAAAAAACGCGAAAUUUGUAGUUUUUGUAAUUUUCGUUAAAAUUGUAAAAUCACAGGCAACCCAGGCUCUGUGAUAGUACCACAACACGGUUCCAGUAAAAUUACAGUGUUUGUAUGGGGUAAAAGUACGAUCCUAAAAUUUCUACGAAGUACUAAAUAAAGAUCAAUGAAACUUACUCUGCAGUUAGUUGUUGUUGUCCUCAACCAUAAUGCUCCAACGAAGUUUCGUGACAAUUUGUUCAAAUUCACUCUAUAUACAAUAAUAAUAUACAAGGUACGAGACACGAGAUGCCAUCUUCGCCUCUAUGCCCUCAUUCAACUGCAACUUUUUCCACGAAAUCCGAACUCCGACAGAAAAUAAACAUGCAAGGAGUGUAAUAAUAGCAUAGCAGCAGAUAUAGAAACCAAUGAAGCUUUCCCAGAUAGAAAAACGAAUCCCGCAGACUUUGACAAACUCGAAGGAUGUAAUCCAAAAAGGCCGAGAAUAUGCUCGCCGAAGUAGCCGGGCCAGAUCAACGCGCGGCCAAGAAAAUGAGGCCUGGGCACUGUACAAAAAAAAUCCAUCCCGGGUGUCCUGGGUUGACCUUUCUAGGGACCGAUACAUAGCUUUACCGAAGUUAGCCACCCCUGCUGGAAAUACAUUUGCUCGACGGCUAUUGUUCACUUGAGAAAGACACGACUCGCCCGAGCAAACUACAUGUUCCGGUGCGGAAUUGUAUUCAGAGGAGCCUGAAGUAGGAUGGAGGAGUACUAAAAUCGCCGAAAAAAAAUAGUGGAUUAUGCCAACACUAACAACGUUGAAUUUAUUGUUGACCCGAUUGUUUUAUUCCAUGGCUGAUUAAUUUACAGCUAUUUGCAAAUACUUAAGUUGAUCAAGUGCAAGUGACUACCAGGGGAGAGUGCAGAUUGGUUCUUUGACAACAAAAUGACAUGAUCAUAUUGCUUGCAUAGACGAUACAGCAUGUCCCGGCAGAAAAACAGCAUUUUGAUAAAUGAGCAUGCGCUGAACCGUGAAUCUGUCCCUUUAAGGACAGUACAUUUGCAGCAGUUCAAAGCAAUGUAGCGUCCUAAAUUAGCUAUGUGAAAAGGGUACCAUUUGUCAGUAGAAGGGUAUACGAAAGGGGUACCUUUUCUGUCAAAAAUAGUAUAUGUGGUAAUGAAAGGUUAAGGCGUUUGACCACGGGGCGGAGCCUCCUCGUAUAAAAAUUAUCAGUCCGCUGCCGCACAGCUGGUCGAUAUCAAGAAGGUAUUGUCUUUUUCCAAGACAGAGCUGAAUUACUUGAAUAAUAUAUAGAUUUAGCCAGGGCUAAAAGCGAAGCGCUCGAUAAUAUUUAUAAUUCAAACCAAAUAUAAAAUGAUGUAAUGCUAAGCGGCGAAGGCAACGCCGGAGAACGGUGAAAAAACAACAAUUUGUGUAAUUAGCAAAAAUGCAACUUUGCAAGUGCAGCACAAUUUUUCUGUACAUUUCUUUGCCGUUGUUUUGCACGACUACAACGUGAAACUUCCAGAACCUUCUUAGGGCCUGUUUACAUGGAGUGGGGGACCCCGGUAUCUUGGGUUGGUUUCUUUUGUUUUCACGCUCUAGGGGACACAAAACAAAAGAAACCUACCCCACUAGACCGGGGCCCCCCACUCCAUGUAAACAGGGUCUUAGUUACACGUUCUCGUACGUAUUCUCGUUCACUUCUUUUUUUUUUUUCACUGCCGCUCAUUUUCACCUUCCAUUGGUGGCCCUCUAGCGUUUCUCAUCUUCUCACCUCCGCUACAAGAUUUUCAUGUUGUUCUUCCAACGAAAAAAUGUCUUCUUUGUUUCUUUGUCUCUUGCUCUAGAUCUCUGUCGCCCUUUUCCUCGUUGAGCUUCGCUGGCCUGCCGCCUACCUUCUCUAACUCUAUAUUCCAAAUUUGUGGACAUGAUAAUUAAUCUAAGCUUUUAAUUUGUUCAUGCUUUUAGCUGUGCGUAUAUCGAGUUAUGGAUGCACCCGGGAAGUUUGGAGAGCACGGAAGACUUCUUGAGUGCUCUCCAAACUUCCUAAGUGCAAUAACAUAGCUGCCAAAAAUGCUUGCUUUUCGAUUAACUACAAAAUUCUCGUAACGCGAGACACAAUAACAAAGGCUUCAGUCUAUUGGCUGAUUACAAACACGCCACAAUGGUGUAGUUUGAGUGAAAGUUCUUUCUGUAAAACUAAGAAAGAAAAUUUGCUUAUUUAUUCGUUAACGAUCAAUGAAAACUAAAAAGAAACAAAGGUAAAAGAGUCUUAAAGUCCACCUAAAGUGAAGAUACUCACAUGUUCGUAAGAAGUCGUGAAGUAUGGUUUGGAUUGGUUUGGAUUUGCUGUAAAGAUGUUUAUGUUUUGCUCGGCGAAAUCCAGAAAACUUGUUUUCCAGCGAAGACGACUGUCAUCCUACGUUAACCUUAUAUUCAUUUACGAACAAUGACUGGUCAUUACGGCUUCUUGAGAAGACCUGGCAGCAGUUGUUUUUGUGAGUAAUAAAUUUAUGUCUUGUUGUGUAAUUUGUCUUAUCAUUGCAAGAGAAAUUUUCCUGCUUCAGUCGGAUUGUUCGGCGAUAACAAAAGUGUGUAAUUCUUUGUAGCCUGCGUAGCAAGCGUUUCCGUGCUGUUUCGAGAGUCAAAGACCGCGUAACAAAGACCGCGCGAAAAAUGGCCCGAGUAAGCGGGGAGGGGGUGGGGAAGAAAGGAAGGAAACGCUUGCAGACAAACCCCGGGAAUUUGAAAACCGCCUACUCUGCUUGUCAUGCCUGAGUGCGCAUGGUAAUCUUUGUUUUCUUAACGAUACUCGACUGGCUUUCAACUCAUGCAAAUUACCACUUGUAAUGUGUAAUGUACACAAGUGAUUCUUAUAGUCUAAAUUCGAAGCGAGCAAUCUCACAUGAAUCAAUCAUUUUCUCACCUUGCGUGCUGAGUCGAAAAAUAAAUUGUUGCUGAUUUAAAAUAGGGGUAACGAUUGGUUGUUGUUGUUGUUAGUCGAGGAGAUGAAAUACUGGUGAACAGAGAGGUAGGGCAUCUAAUGAGGACCAAGAGUAUUGACCAUAACGAUGGAGGGGUAUGUUCUGGAAGGGCCAUAUCUGGAUAGUCCCUUUUUGGUAUAACACCUUAGCGCACUAAUUUGGACAAAGCUUAUUGACUAUGACGAUGGAGGGGUAUAUUCUGAAAGGGCCAAUCUGGUUAGCCCCUGUUUGGAUAACACAUUAGCACACUUUUUUGGACCAAGAGUGUUGACCAUGACGAUGGAGAGAUGUGUUCUGGAGGGGCCAAUCCGGAUAGCCCCUAUUUGGUACAACACCUUCGCGUUUUUGAUGACCUAGCGUGUUAAAAAGCGCACUAUAAAUGAAUAAAUUAUUAUUAUUAUUAUUAUUAUUAUUAUUAUUAUUAUUACACUGUUUUGGGGCCAAAAGUAUUGCGGACCAUCAGAAGAAGGGGUAAAUUCAGGAGGGGCCAAUCUAGAUACUUUUCACCUGGUGUAGUAUUUUAGCAGGAUUUAAAUGACCUUCUUGGGCCAAUCUGGUUAGCUCCCAUUUGGUUUUUCAACCUUAGCACAACAUGUGGGAUCAUACGAGUAUUGACCAUAAAGAUAGACGAGACCAAUCUGGAAAGCCCUUGUCUGGCAUAACAACACCUUAACAUAUUAUUUGAGAAUUCAUUAUUUUAGACAACCUGGAUGGUGGCAGCUCCAAAACGUUGAAAACAUCCUUACUAUUAUAACUUAUUAAUCUUAAUUAAAACAUACGCGCUUGAUAAAACUUUACAAAUGUUCAUAAAACUUUGGAAACUUCGGAACAACUUGGGGUUAUGUUGGGAAAUCAUUGUUGGGAAGUCAUUGAGUAGAUUUCCGAUAUCUAUUAUAUUAAAAAUAUUUUCAAUCAUUUUGGACACCUUGCCGGUCAACUUUGUGUUCUUAAUACUCAGCAGUAUAUUUUGGAAAUGGUCUGAAUCCCUUUGCAAGUGCAUUAUAGUUUCUGGGACCUUGCAAGGCAAGUGUCGCGUUUUAUGAGGUUUUUGUUCUGGACUGGGUGUUAAAUAGCAAUAAGAAAUAGAAAAGAGAUAAAUCAAUCAAUCAGUCUAUAUGAUGGGUAAAAAGAAAUCUUUAGUGUACAAACUAAUCAAUGGUUUUUUCAAAUUCUGUGUGUUUUACUAAUAUAUUUGAUGUUCAGGUGCAAAAGAAGUUGAUAUUAUACUGUAUUGUAGAUCCAGAGAAAAUAGCAGUGCCCAAAAAAGAAGAAAAGAAAAUAGCGAUAGAGUGAUGUCAAUUUACAUUACGAGAAAACCCGUUUUUCUUGGUUCUUCGAGCAAAACGGGCGAGGAAAACUUGUGACGCGCGCUUCUCGCUUGUGAAGUGUGCCACCCCAUUUACUUAGUAACUCUAACGGAUAAAUAAGAGACUACUGGUAGUCUUCAUCAGGUCAAGUUUAAAGACUUAAGUGACAAAAAAAAAAGAACGGCCAAAAUGUAAUUAGCCAUGUUUAGUCUCCUUCCAUAGACAUGCCCACCUCUCCGGCGUAAAAAUGCGCCCCUCACAGCCAUGCAUCCAAGGCGAGUCUAAAGUCUAAGUUCUCCGUUACUUCCGUUUUAUUUCAGAGUGCAAUAGCCUUGGCAAGAGGUAUUUCAAAGAGCAAGGAUUUUGACAUUGUGCUUUUAGAACAAAAUAAAUAAGUGUUUGCUUCGAAGACUUCAAGUUCGAUUGACGUCCCUGUCAUGUUUACGUACUUUAUUCUCACUUAAUUUCGCGAGUAUUAGAUUUGGCGAAAAAUUAUGAGCCAUAUUUCGCGAAUAUUUAACUUUUCGAUUUUUCUGUUCUUUAAUAUGUAAAGGCGACUUUAAACUCAGAACAGUAACAGCAGAAUAAGUAAUUAUCGUAAAAAACAGAAAAUAAAGACAAUUACGAACAAAACGUCAACCAGCUAAACAAAACAAAGCAUAAGGCCUUCAAUGGUCUAACUACAGUGUAACUACCCACAGAUAGUUACAUAGUAAAUAUCUACACUCUGAUAAACUUGUUGGGAUAACUAAUAAAGCAACAUCUUGAAUUUCGUUAUUUUUUGCGUAUAGGUGUGUCUGGUAUUAAAUUUCGCGAUUUUUCCUGGAUCGCGAAAAUAGCGAAAUAUAAUUCUCUCGAAAAGUGUACGGCAAAAGUUGACUACUUCGAACUCUCAAUGCUUUUAAGAAAGUCGUUUCCUUCUCAUCCUUUUGAUUAACAUGUGAAACAGGGAAGCAAACCCCUUCCAAUAAUAGCAAUUACACGAUCUUGUGUUAUGCGCAAACUAAUCAGAAUUAGUCCGGCCAGUUGGUUUUGUCUGCGCGUAUGCGUUAAAAAGGAGUCCGUGCAGUUAAGAGGCAGCAUGCAAGCAAGCGGGAAAAAUAUACAAAAGAGUGUAUCGAACUAACUACUAACUGGUUUAACUACGAAUAGAAGAAUAGUUGUCAUUUUGUUGUUGUGUGGAUUUUAUGGGCCGCGUGUUGAUUCUGACCUUUUGCAUACAGCUGAUAGUUCUUAACCCGAUUACGAUUCAAGUAAAAGUCAGCUGAGCAUAAUUUAGAGAGGAAAACCACAUUGUACGAUCUGCUGGUCUCGUUGCUAUAAUUAACUUUAGCCAGCAUUGAAGUCUGAAAACACAUCAUGGCCAGCAAUUUUGUCUUGUAACCAGGAUAAAUGUGGGUUAAACGAAACGUAUUGCCCUGCUCAAAACCUCAGCCUGGCGAAGGAAACGGUAAUUAUAAUUUCAGUUAUGAGCAUUCAUCUCAUCUUCACUGUCGCUGCCGUCUUCGGUAGCUAUCUUGUGAUUAGAGCGUUUCACAAAUUUCAUAGUCUUCGAACUGCUUCUAACGCUAUUCUGGUAAGUUUGUCAACAGCUGACGGUUUACUGGCGAUUCCUUUGAUUUUCGGCAUCGUCCAAAUGAGUCUUAGACUGUUAAACGGCUAUGAUGCUGAGUGUAGCUCCGGUCCUCUUGGAAAAAUAACCUUCAUAUCCAGCUUCUUUCUCAUCUCCGUUAUAAUUCUUCACCUCGCGUUGAUAAGCGUAGAACGUUUAAUCGCCGUGAAGUUCGCCUUAAGAUACCACACCAUAGUAACCAAUCCUCGAACACUGAUCGUUGCCUUGGCGAUGUGGUUAUUUGCUGCGACCGGUACGCGAACUUUUGCGACGACUCUUGUAGCAAACAGUGGAGACAUUGGACGGUUUCGCCAAGCGAUGGAUCCACACUGUAAAAACCCUGAAGAUUCUUUGGAUCACGAUCUUAAGGGCGGAUGUCAGUAAAUAUCGACCAGAGGUCUACAAUUGUGAAAAAACGAAAAUUCUCAAAAAAAUUCACAAAGUAGCACUAGGUAAGCUAUUAACAUAAAUGCAAUUUUUACUUCGAUACGAUAAUUAUUUUCCACGUACGGGGGGGUUAUUGGUUUCGCGGCUCUCGGACCGGGUUUUCCAGGCCCGAGACCACGUGUCGCAAAAAAAUCGUUUUAAAAUUCAAAUCCAUUGUAAUGCAGACAACAAAUAACUUACUCAGAAGAGUACUUAAUUGCACACAUUCUAAGUGGUGAUUUACUCAGUUUGAACGAAAGUGUAAUAUUUUGGAGAUUUUUCAUUAUUUUCAAUAUUUUGAACGUUUUCGUUCAAUGAAAAAAGGGCAAAUUUCAAAGCCCAAAAUCGUCGACUGGUACCUCGAUUUCAGUAAUGAGUCUAACACCACGUUAAAGAGCGUUAUCUCUUCUUUCAAAAUCUGUUUUCAAAACUACGGGCAACUUAAAAGAAAAUGUUUGAGGCCAAAAAAUACUAGUAGUACUUUUCUGAAAUUUGAGCUUUCCAGACUCAGCGGGUCGAUGCUAAAAACUCAGAAAAAUGCAAUAAGAAAUCAGUUUGAGCAACAGCGAUUUAACGUUAUCAGCUAUCAGAAACCAACACGUGUUUAUCGAGCGAUCUGAUAAAAUUUAAAGCCGUUUUCCAACAAGAAAAGCAGAGUUUAGCCAUCUUCUGCUACCAAACGCACGAGUCACGUAAGGUUGUCAAAGGGCAAAGCACAAUAAUAAACUUCAAAAAACACAACGUUUCUGCGUCCAGGAAGUAGACUUUAGCGGACAGAACAAUGCCUACGAGUGUAUGUUUCAUACCUUAGCAUGGGGUUCCUAGAUACUGGAAAUAAAAACCAUCAAGGACAGCAUCUGCAAGAUCAUCUUCGGCUGCUCUCAAACGACGGAGAUUGCGUUACUUUUCACAGAUUGACCGCUUACCACCUGUUGUUGGGCUCGUAUUUCGACGGAACGCUUGCCUCGAGAGGCGCUGCACGGAUCUGAACUCUUCUUCACGAGACAUUGAGCUGAAUUUAUCGGAAAUAUGCCACCACCACCAACAACAUGAGCUUUUUUCGGGUAUUUGUCGUUUUUUAUGCGAAAAGUUCGGGUAAGCAGAUUCUCGCAAAAACCAUUUGGCUUAAAAAAUGUGUUUAAAAGCCCACCCUGGAUUUGAAGCAAAAAGUAUUUCCUCGAAAUAAGCUAAAAAUACCCAAUUCACGCGGUGAAAAAAUGGAUGAUUAUGGAAGGAUUAUCGAAUUCUUGCCUAACCUGAGCGAUUUCCCGUGAUGUAGGAUUAGGGCUAGGAAAAAAGCCCAUAACCUGCUCCUGUCGUUGUGAAUUUCCUCAAGAUCAAAAAUUUCAGUAAGAACCGAAAACAACAGCUUAAAGGAGGUGCACACACCUUGAACUAGCCAGGGAAAAGGUUCUUCUAAUUGAGCUAAACUGUCAUUGAUGCACGGUGCAAUUAGGUAGACCUGUUACUAUCCCCCACGCAACCACAUGGGGAGUACUUUGAAGCGGUCCUGUCGGGGACUUUCGGGGGAAGGGGGCAGGGCAAAUCGAAAAUAACUCCUCUUUGUUUUUGUGAAGUACAUCAUUUCUCGCACGGUUGACAAGGUGACGGCGGACUCCGUACCUUUGGAAAGGCCCUUUUGAAACAUGUCCUGGCAACAUGCAGGGCAUCACGAAAUUAACGUCAACACCUUGAAUCAAUUGCAACUCCAUGAACAGGGAGAGGCGAUAAGUCCCAUCUUAAAAGAUGCUUGAUGUCUAGACGUGAAUAGUCUGUCCACAGCCAUUUUUCAUUUUGUAUUUCGGGACCAUUUGACAGCGUGCGAGUGAACCGGAGCGCAGUAACGAGCCCUAACCCCACCCCAUUGCCCUUGCGGUCAGUAAAUCAUCGCGUUUUUCAUUUUGUUUAUGCACGUUCGAGAACCUCCAAAGGGAAUAUAGAGGGUCUUUGUACAGUUUCAGUUUAUUUUACCGACAAAAAAGAACAAAACAAAGCAAAAGACAAGUAUACAGAAACACGCAGAAGCAAUGUGGUGAGGAAGCCCAAAAAGAAACCAUAAGGCUUAGGUCAUCCCCUUUUCGUUCGUUUAGCGUCGAAUAGGUUUCCUGGUUUUGGGUGGGUCGGUCGGUGGGGUGAAAGAAAAAUCACAAGAAAUCUGAGAACGGGAGGCCUGAAACACCAGCAUCAUUGUCGUGGAGACUGAAAACAACAAGACAUGGUCACCAAAUCGACACAAACUCAAUAUGGCAGAAAAUGUGAUGGUCAAUUUCACAAAAAAGGCCCAAAAAGGGUAAAAAGCAAAGAGGAUACACCACCGAACGUUUUAUGCCUCGAAAUGAUGUUAUAAUGCCAAUUUUUUAGAUUAAAAGAAUUAAUCUAAGUCCAAAAAAAAUAAACCUUGUCGUUUCUUUUUCUUGCUUUUUUAAAAAAUGCCAAAAAACUGGGUCUUUUGGACGACACUAAACGAAGAAAAAAUUAAUAUAGGUAUUAAGCUCCCUUAAAGUAUAAAAGUAUAAGUUUACAAGGACAGGAUCGAACGUAUACUGAGUAACUAAAUGAUAAAAAUUUGAUCAAAAUUAAAUGAAAGGCUAAGAGCCUAAGUGCUGUCUGAUAACGAAACGGUAAACAAGAAGUGCUGCCUCUCAUUUAAAAGAGACGUGAGAUACUGGGUGGACCACAUCCUGAACUCCCGCGAAAACCGCAAGAGAGGAACGCUCAGGGCUAAGGAGACUAAACAGGGGCGUAGCUACUUGUACGCACGGUUUGCACGUGCGUACCCGAAAACGUUGAGGAAAAAAAAUAGAAUGAAAUAAACAUAACUAAAAAAAAUCGGUUUCCAGAGAAGCGACGACAUUAAUAGGAGAACCGAAUCUUGGAUGAUUUAUUUAUAUAGCAAGCUUGAUGAUGUAAAGCGUGAACGCGUUGUUUUCUCCACGACCUGUCUUCAGAGUAGACGAAGUAGGGCACAAUUACGUCAAUGUGUGGUGCUUUUGUCGGUCAAAAAUAAUGUGACAAAAAGGGGUAAAAAGAGUCAUUUGUAAACUAAAGUCGGCGGUACUACAAGCUUGACUUUUAAUAGCUGAAUUAAUGAUAAACGGUUGACGUCAAUGAACAUAACAAGCCGACAGAAUUAAAGAAUUUUAGAGGUUGUGUCAUUUCAUAAACAGCAAAAAUGCUUUUGCUUACAACCGUUAACCCCUCCUUUAAUAAAGGCACCUUAAAAAAAUGUUGAGAUUUGGGGUGGGGGGGGGGAAAGAAGAUGUAGAAAAAGUUGGGCGUACCUCCGGAAAAAUCCUGACUACGCACCUGCUAAAGCCUGAAACUGAACAACAGGAGUCUUGACGAAACGUCCUCAGUUAUCACCUGUCCGGGGUCGUACUUUCAAGGAAACGCUGAUCAAGAAUCACUCAUGACGGAAUGAAAACUCCUCGUAGCUUCCAGCGAAAAAAGGAGUGACAACAGUGGUAAGCGGUCAUUCUGUGAAAUGUAACGCAAUCUUUGCCGUUUACGAUCUUUCGGCGCUUGGAUUUGAAACGUUGUUGUUUGGUAUGUUCUCCCGUGUGUAUACUUGACAUUUCCAAUAUAUGGAAACACCAUGCUAAGGUACGAACAACAGACAUUCACAACAUUGUUUUGUUCGCUAAAAUAUGAUUUCAUGGACGUAAAAUGUUUUGAAUUUUAAGACUUUUUAAUAUUAGUGCUUUGCCCUCCCUUUGACAACUUCACGUAACUGGUGCACUUGGCAGGAGUUGACAGCUUAAAUCUGCCUUUCUUGAUAGCAAACGGCAUUAAUUUAUAUCAGAUCGCUGUAUAAACACGUCUUGGUUUCUGAAAGCUGAUAACAUGAAACCACUAUUGCUCAAACUGAUUUUUUACUGUAUUUUUCCAAGUUUUUCGCAUCGGCCCACCGCGUCUGGAAAGCUCAAAUUUCAGAAAAGUACUACUUGUAUUUUUUGGCCUCAAAAAUUUUCUUUUAAGUUGCCCGUAGUUUUGAAAACAGAUUUUGAAAGAAGAGAUAACGCUCUUUAACGUGGUAUAAGACUCGUUACUGAAUUCGAGGUACCAGUCGACGAUUUUGGGCUUUGAAAUUUGCCAUUUUUUCAUUGAACGAAAACGUUCAAAAUAUUGAAAAUAAUAAAAAAUCUCCAAAAUAUUACACUUUCGUUCAAACUGGGUAAAUCACCACUUAAAAUGUGUGCAAUUAAGUACUCUUCUGAAUAAGUUAUUUGUUGUCCACAUCACAAUGGAUCUGAAUUUUAAAACGAUUUUUUUGUGACACAUGGUCUCGGGCCUGGAAAACCCGGUCCGAGAGCCGCGAAACCAAUAACCCCCCCGUACGUGGAAAAUAAUUAUCGGAUCGAAGUAAAAAUUACAUUUAUGUUAAUAGCUUACCUAGUGCUACUUUGUGAAUUUUUUUGAGAAUUUUCGAUUUUUCACAAUUGUAGACCUCUGGUCGAUAUUUACUGACAUCCGCUCUUAAUCCGUUAAUGAAAGGGCUUCUCAUCUUUCUAGUAAUGUUUUUGCUAGUCAUCCCCUUGGUAAUCAUUUUGUGUUCAUAUGGCUACAUCUUUAUCGUCUCCUACAUACAAAGGAAAAAUAUAAGGGGACAAAACAACAUUCCAGGAACGGCUACCGCCAUCAAGCACGAAAUGAAAGGCGCCAGUACUCUUGCUAUUGUUGUAGCCGUCUGCCUUCUCAGUAUCGUCCCACUGAUAAUCAUGACAGGCCUUCGCUUUUUCGGCGAACUUCCCGAACGUUGCGACCCAAAGAGAAAGUUAAUUAAGUUUAUUGUUUUUGACUUAGCAACAGGCUUAAACACCAUCUGUAAUCCUCUUGUCUACGGAUGGAGAAAUGAAAAAUUCAGAACCGCUUUUCGCAAACUGCUGAAGUGCUCUUAA
Messenger RNA from Porites lobata, 13366 nucleotides. The record is from the annotation of a GenBank genome assembly. NCBI's taxonomy places the organism in Eukaryota, Metazoa, Cnidaria, Anthozoa, Scleractinia, Poritidae.